UUUUCGUUUUCCUUUUUGCAGACGGAGGACGAAGGCAACCACGGAAACGACGAGACGAGAUGCUUCAUCCUUUCCACGUUGGCAUCGCAGGGAAGAUCUAGAGUGCACUGCGUGCUGUGCGAGGAACAGCUUCUCGUCUUCGACAGGUAUCCGCUAGUCGAUGGAACCUUCUUCUUGAGCCCCAGGCAGCACGCCAAGAGUUGCAUCGAGGUUAAGGUCGAGGGCAGAACCCAAUUCUUGACGGUCGUUUGCAUGGGCUGCUUGGAGGGAGCCCCAGGUCGCGCCAUCUGCUGUCGCGUUUGCAACAAGCAAUGGGAUGGAUCUUCCUUGGUCUUGGGUACCAUGUACUCUUACGACAUCUUCGCCGCAAUGCCCUGCUGCACUGAACGAAUUAAGUGCAACGCCUGCUUCAAGCCCGUGCUGCAUCCGGCUCAACGCCUCAACUUCUUCAGCGACUACAGCCACAUGGUGCCUUGUCCGCAUUGCCGCACGCUAGACACGCACUUCGUUAAACCUCUGCACUACUGCUACACGCGCACCACGACGCGCAAUCUGCAGUUGUGGCCAUAGCCCGCGGCCCCCGCGAAAGCGCCACCCUCGCCACCGCCGGACCUCCUCGACUUGGACCUGGGGUUGCUGUGGCGCGAGUUGGCCGGCCUUCGGCUCGACGAGUUCUGCCGUCUUCAGCUAACGCGCGAACGGUAGACCACAACAACAACAACAACUACAUUUAGCCAUUUAGCAAGGAUACAAACAAACAAACAAACAACAAGAACAGCUACAAAUAGAAAAAUACACACACACAAAAAAAACAACAAGG
Nicrophorus vespilloides is the source of this 820-nucleotide messenger RNA. It is a transcript of the gene heca, whose product is annotated as headcase protein. The annotation marks the transcript as partial. NCBI's taxonomy places the organism in Eukaryota, Metazoa, Arthropoda, Insecta, Coleoptera, Silphidae. The transcript has 3 exons. The record is from RefSeq and is a predicted model, not a curated record.